Molecule: messenger RNA, 983 nt
Organism: Rhagoletis pomonella (apple maggot)
Lineage: Eukaryota; Metazoa; Arthropoda; Insecta; Diptera; Tephritidae
Product: signal peptidase complex catalytic subunit SEC11A-like
Exons: 3
Coding region: 7-447 (146 amino acids)
Cellular component (GO): signal peptidase complex; membrane
Molecular function (GO): serine-type endopeptidase activity
Source: RefSeq, a predicted model, not a curated record
GCUCUGAUGAUCUGGAAGGGGUUAAUGGUGGUGACUGGCAGUGAAUCGCCUAUUGUGGUGGUUCUCAGUGGCAGUAUGGAGCCGGCUUUCCAUCGAGGAGAUUUGCUGUUUCUCACUAAUUAUAAGGAGGAACCAGUACGUGUAGGAGAAAUUGUUGUGUUCAAAGUAGAGGGGAGAGAUAUACCCAUUGUGCAUCGAGUCAUUAAACUGCAUGAGAAGGAAGAUGGUUCAGUGAAAUUCCUGACCAAAGGUGACAACAACAACGUCGAUGAUCGAGGUCUUUAUGCUCCUGGCCAAUUAUGGCUAACGAAAAAGGACAUUGUCGGGCGUGCUAGAGGGUUCCUUCCAUAUGUUGGAAUAAUAACGAUAUUUAUGAAUGAGUAUCCUAAAGUUAAGUGGGCAAUAUUAUCGAUCUUAGCAAUAUUUGUAUUGUUACAUCGCGAAUAAUAUCCAGCCACGGGUCAAACAAAUAGCUAUAAGCAAAAGGGUACAUUACCAGAAAUCCAAAAUAUAAAUUCGAAAAGCGUAAAUAGCCACUGCAAUCGCAAACAUAACAUCAACAGCAACAACAACAACAAUAAUACAAGAAACAGUAAUCGCAGGAGGAUAUUCAGAAUAAACAAGUAAUAUAAAUACUAAACGCGGAAGUAUGACUGGUAAAAACUAAAGUCUUACCAAAAUAAUGAAAUGCUUUAUGUGUAUCUAUUUUUCAUCGAAAACUAAAAAGUAAAAACAUUUAGAUUCAAUGCAUCCUAAUUUAAGCCAUUUCAUUUUACGUGCAACGAAAUAUUUAAAAACAAAAUGUUCGGUUUGGAUAAAUCUGGUUUGCGAACCUUGUAACAAAAACAAAGCCCGGAUAUAUAAAGCAUUUUUAACUUAUUAUCUUAAGCAAAUUAAAUAAACUGUAUAAGUAAUUAAAUAGUUUCGGGUGUAUUUGCUAUAAAUUCAUGCAAUUCAUUGGCGAAAAAGAGAUGCAAGUAGAA